AUUUCCUUUUAACUGCCUGAAAUGCGUGUCGAAUAAUUUAUUUGUCAUAAGUUCUCAUCUAAAUCAGACAGCAUGAAUUUAACGUACGGCAUGGUGAUGUGCUUUGUAGCUUCUUGCUUUGAAUAUGGAGAUGCCGCUCCUCAAUAUGGCAUGCCAAUGGGAGGAAUGCCAAUGGGCAGUGGAAUGCCUAUGGGACAAGGAAUGCCCAUGGGACAAGGAAUGCCAAUGGGAGGUGUACCUAUGAAUACUUUUCCUGGAAGUCAGUAUGUACCUCCGUAUCCAGGCCAGCAAUACGGAAAAUAACCUUCAUCUGAUAUUUUGGAAUUGGAAAACGGAAAUACAGAAAAUUUAUGCUUGAUUCAAAGUAUAUAUUUUAUAAUAAAUUAUAGAAACUUUU
Messenger RNA from Argiope bruennichi, 397 nucleotides. RefSeq lists its product as uncharacterized. Bases 73 to 303 code for a protein of 76 amino acids. The record is from RefSeq and is a predicted model, not a curated record. The transcript has 2 exons. Lineage: Eukaryota; Metazoa; Arthropoda; Arachnida; Araneae; Araneidae.